AAGAGGCAAAUUAGCACAAGCAGAGAGCGAGAAUUUUUAGCAAUAACAGCUUAUGAAACAGUAAUUCAAACUGGUACUAAGCAGGUUGCUGCGCAACCUCGUGAAUUAUUUGGCUCUACUUCUACAA
Messenger RNA from Dentiscutata erythropus, 127 nucleotides. The record is from the annotation of a GenBank genome assembly. Lineage: Eukaryota; Fungi; Glomeromycota; Glomeromycetes; Diversisporales; Gigasporaceae.